This is a messenger RNA of Paramecium tetraurelia, 1517 nucleotides long. RefSeq lists its product as uncharacterized. NCBI's taxonomy places the organism in Eukaryota, Ciliophora, Oligohymenophorea, Peniculida, Parameciidae. The transcript is spliced from 4 exons. The record is from RefSeq and is a predicted model, not a curated record.
AUGAAAAGAUCUAAAUUGUAGUCCUCAGACAUCUUAGAUUGGUAUAAGAAGAGAUUUCCUCAAAAUGUAAAGCCAAAUUAUUUGUAUUUGCCUGAAGAAAUCAAAUAAUAAGUGAGAGCAUAAGUUAUAUUUGAGAAUUUGGAUAAGAAGAAAGAAAGUAUUGUAAAUUAGAAAGUAUUAAUAGAUAAAUUAGCAAUUGAUAAAUUAUAUGAUAUUUGUGUGAAGAGUGGAAUGAGCAUUAAUAGAAAUUAAGUGAGAAUGCUUUUUGAAAAGAUUGAUGAAGAUAAGAGCAGUAUAAAAGUAUUAUUAAAAUAGAAUGGAUUGAUUUGGAGGAAUUUCAAAAAUCAGUUCUUGAUUAAGAAGUAGGAGAAUGUUGCUAUGAAAGUGAGAAAGAACCUAGAUGAAGGAUAUCUACCAAUAUAUUAUAAGAGUCUAAUAUCGCAUUUAAGUUUUGUGUCUAAUAGAGAAGAACUGAUACAGUAGAUAAAUGAUCAGAGUAGAAACAAAAUAGAGAGAUUCGAGAGGAUUAAGGAAAUAAUGAAAUUACCAUAUGAUGACAUAGAAAAUGACAAUAACCUAUAAGUUUAAUAAGCAAGGAGGAAGUUGAGUGAAUUAAAAUAAGAUUAUGAAGGAGUUUAAAAGGUUGAUGCAGAAACAUAAGGUUUUAUUACAUCGAUGAAUCAGAGAUUAGAAGAUACCAAGAAGAAAGGAGAUGAUGAUUCAAUAUUGCUAAAAAAGCGAAUGAAAAGAAAAUCCUUACCUCACAAUAGUUCCUUGAUGUCUUUACCGAAAAUAGAUCAAAACCCUAUAAAAUGGCAUAAGAAUUUAAGUUUGAUUGAUAAUCAAGUUCGUUAAAAGAUCUUUGGUGAAGUGUAAAGUAAGAAUAACAAAAUAAAUCAAUUGCUCUCUCCAAGAAGCAAAAAGCACAAGGAUUUAGCAUAAUUAAAAAUUCAAUAAUCAAAAUUUAUAAAAAAAGCAAAAAAAUAAUUCGAUAUUCAAUUUGAUCCCACCAAUGAGAAUCAAUAAUCAAUUGAUUAUACUGGUGGCAGAAGUUUCGAAGAAGGUAUAUUAAGUUUAUUCCAAUAAUAACAAUAACAAGGUGGUUUGUGUAACUUCACUAAUAUCUCGACAAUAAAGAAUGAUAAGAAUGACAGAGAUGAAAUUUUGGAUUAAUCUGGAGAUCAUCUGCCAAAAUCUAUUUUGAGGAAAAUUUAGUAAUAUAAAAAUGUCACAAGAGAUUCUACUUAAAUCUUGUUAGACAAGUCAAUCUUAUCCAGUUAAUAAUCGAAGCAAUCUGGAAAAUUGACUCCAAUUUACUACCAAAGAAUGAUUCAUCAAACUCAUACAAAUACGGAUUCUCUAAACUCAAAUGAUAUGCCUACUCAUCCCAAAAGAAGAACAUAUUCAUAACAAGAUUUAAAAUAUUAAACUCCUCAUUUUAAACAAUCAGAAUUUCAACUUCCGUAUUUAUGAAAUUAUUUAAUGAUUAUUAUACAUUAAAUUUUGUUUUGAUUGUU